GACAUCAUUCGUUGCAUUAGAUAUCACAUUAGCGACUUUAUUAAGUUGAAGGAUAGAGAUCUUAUUAAGGCACAACUUGGUCUGGGUCACAGUUACUCGAGAUCAAAGGUAAAGUUCAACGUACACAAGGUGGACAAUAUGAUCAUUCAGGCCAUCUGCACAUUGGAGCAGAUCGACAAGGAUCUCAACACGUAUCACAUGAGAGUGCGCGAGUGGUACUCGUGGCAUUUCCCCGAGAUGAUCAAGAUCGUCAAGGAGAACAUCCACUUUGCCCGUCUGAUCAAGCUCAUUCAGAACAAGACCGACAUCAAGGAGAGCAUGGUCGAGGACAUUGCCAAGAUCGUCGACGACGAGUCGCUCGCCAAGGACAUCUACAACGCCGCCAAGGCUUCCAUGGGCACUGACAUCUCCACCAUCGAUCUCGAGUCCAUCCUGUCGUUUGCCGAUCGUGUCAUCUCGAUGCACGAGUACAGAGAGUCGCUGGAGCAGUAUCUCACCAAGAAGAUGCGCGACAUUGCCCCCAACCUCCAGGCCCUCAUUGGCGACCGUGUCGGUGCCAAGCUGAUCUCGCGUGCCGGUUCCCUCACCAACCUUGCCAAGUACCCCGCCUCCACCAUCCAGAUUCUCGGUGCCGAGAAGGCUCUGUUCCGUGCCAUGAAGGUCCGUGGCAAGACUCCCAAGUAUGGUAUCAUUUACAACUCGUCCUUCAUCAGCAAGGCCACACCAAAGAACAAGGGUAGAAUCUCGAGAUGUCUCGCCAACAAGGUGGCGUCGGCCACAAGAAUCGAUUGUUUCUCCGAGACCCCGACCGACAAGUUUGGUCUGUCGCUCAAGAAGCAGGUGGAGGAUCGUCUGGAGUUCUUCAACACUGGUGUGUCGCCCAAGAGGAACCUCGACGUCAUGAGAGAGGUCAUCAAGGAGGUCGAGAAGGACUUUGGCAUUGGCAGUGCCAGCACCACCCCAUCAAAGAAGCGCUCGCUGGACGACAGCAAGUCUGAGAAGUCCUCAAAGAAGACCAAGAAGGAGUCCAAGAAGGAGGAGUCCGACGAGGAGAUUGAGGAGGAGAAGCCAAAGGAGUCAAAGAAGUCAUCAAAGAAGGCUGAGCCAAAGAAGGAGGAGACCAAGAAGUCCUCAUCAAAGAAGGCAGCCGUCGAGUCUGAGGAGUCGGAGGAGGAGAAGGAGACCAAAAAGUCAUCAAAGAAGGAGUCUUCAAAGAGAAAGGAGAGAGAUGAGGACGCAAUGGAGGUUGAUGAGAAGCCAGCCGCCAAGUCAGAGAAGAAGUCAAAGAAGGCUGUUGAGGAGCCAAAGAAGGAGGAGAAGUCUACCAAAAAGUCAUCAUCAAAGAAGGAAGAGACCAAGGAGGAGACCAAGAAGUCAUCAUCAAAGAAGGCCGACAAGGAGGAGGAGGAGAAGAAGCCAAAGAAGUCCAAGAAGUAA
Acytostelium subglobosum LB1 is the source of this 1437-nucleotide messenger RNA. RefSeq lists its product as hypothetical. The record is from RefSeq and is a predicted model, not a curated record. Lineage: Eukaryota; Evosea; Eumycetozoa; Acytosteliales; Acytosteliaceae. Gene Ontology annotation, molecular function: snoRNA binding. The annotation marks the transcript as partial. Gene Ontology annotation, cellular component: box C/D methylation guide snoRNP complex; small-subunit processome. The transcript has a single exon.